UGUGCUGAUGCACUAUGUUAUGUCUGCUAGACUGACGUUUCAUUGUGCUGAACUCGGGGAAAGAGAGAGCAACGUACUGUGAGACAUACUGCUACGGAGAACACCGCGGAUUUGGACGGUCAGAACUGAGGUGCUUUUGGAGAUCCAAAAAGGUCUGCUGAGAACACAUCAGGGCUCCUACCAACCUCUCUACUUCCUAAAGGCCCAUUUCCCUACCGGGUUCCACCCAAACCCCAGCCCAGAAGGGAACGAUGGCACUGGGCCACAGACACUGUAACUGUCCUGAACUGGAACACCUGUACAGGUGAAGCAAGGGACCAUGGUCAGGAGAAGGGACAACUGACCAGAAACAAGUCCAUACCACCUCUCAUCAAUAGCCAGGGGGACUCUAUUUCGUCUGAAGUUAUGACCUCUGGCUCUUCCAGGAUCCAAUCUGCAUCUUCAACGACACCUGCAGAGGAACAAUGGACUUCCAUCGGAUUCACACCUGUUCCAAAGCCUCGUCUCAGAGUCGGACCAACACCUGCAGAGGAACAAUGGACUUCCAUCGGAUUCACACCUGUUCCAAAGCCUCGUCUCAGAGUCGGACCAACACCUGCAGAGGAACAAUGGACUUCCAUCGGAUUCACACCUGUUCCAAAGCCUCGUCUCAGAGUCGGACCAACACCUGCAGAGGAACAAUGGACUUCCAUCGGAUUCACACCUGUUCCAAAGCCUCGUCUCAGAGUCGGACCAACACUUAACCCACACAGCAGAGACUCAGGUCUGGCAGCAGGACAUAUGGAGGAGCCCUUAUGCUUACGUACCAACCCCGUCCAAAGACUUCCUCCCCCUAACAAGCCCCUCCCAACUUUGAAAAUAAACAGUAUUGUUCAGAGAAUGGUCCACAUGAACACUGAGAACAGAAGCAGUGGAUCCAUGGUUGUCAUUGACACUGAGGGCUCAGGAGAGGAUUUGCAUUACACACAGCUUCCAAGAGGCAGCCGGGAGAGGCUGAACACUGCUGUGACAGACAAGCUGAAAGCAAACUGCAGAGAGAAAAACGGUUUAUUAGAAACCUUGUGGCAGGAACGCAAACUGGUGCAAGAGAGCGGAAUACUGCCGUACCUCAACAAGCAAGAGCUGCUACUACAGGAGAGUAUGUAUGAGGUGGUGACAACAGAGCAGUCCUACCUGGAGAGGCUGGGUGUCGCUGUGAACCAUUUCAUGAAGUCAUCUACCCUGCGUCUAGCCCUGUCACCCAGAGACCACAAGUCCCUUUUCUCUAGUAUUGCCAAGAUCAGGGAGAUUAGCCAGAAAUUUUUAGAUGCGAUGAAGGAGGAGCUGGAGUCUAACCUGCUAUGUGACAUGUUGUGUGAUGUCAUCCAUCGCCACACCAGCAGCCACUUCGGUGCCUAUGUGGACUACAUCCGUAACAUGCCUUACCAGGAACAGACCAUGCACAACCUGGGGAGGGAGAACCCCCAGAUCAUGGAAAUAUUACGGGAGCUACAAGACGACCAACGCUGUUAUCGUCUGCCCCUGAAGUCCUUCCUGGUCCUUCCCUUUCAGAGGAUCACACGACUCAAGAUCCUCAUAGAGAACAUUUUGAAGAGUACAGAGCGGGGGUCAGAGAGGCAGGUGUUUGCAGAGAAAGCACUGAGAGCACUCAUAAAGGUAGUUGAGGCCUGCAAUAGGGAGGUGGGGAGGAUGAAGAUGAUGGAGGAAAUCGUUCACAUCGCCAACAAAACUGAGUUUGAAUGCAAGGCCCUGCCCCUGGUGUCUUCCUCUCGCUGGCUAGUGAGACAGGGGCAACUAGCUCAGCUGUCAGAGAAAGAAAACAUCUUUGGUCACCGGAAGCUCUGUCACAUCUACCUUUUCCUCUUCAAUGACCUACUGCUGGUGACCACUAGGAAAGGCAUGGAUCGGUUUGUGGUGCGGGAUCAUGUCCACCGUUCCCUGAUAGAGGUGAGUGAAGGACUGGAGGAGAAGGAGCAUUUGGUGUGUGCUUCAUGGGAGAGGAUGUUCUGCCUCGCUCUGCUGAAGAACCAGAAGGGAACCACAUCUCAGUUCCUGCUGCAGGCCUCCACACAGGCAGAGAAGAUAACCUGGAUGGAGCUGUUGAGUCAUCGAGUGGACGGGAUGGAAGGAAUCUAUGAAGAAUGGGACUGUCCUCAGGUACGAUGCACUGAGGUCUACGUAGCACAGCAGCCAGGGGAACUGAGUGUACAGCUGGGUGAUACCAUCAACGUCAUACAGAAAACUGCUGACGGUUUCCUAGAGGGCAGGAGACUUGUGGACGGUGAGCGGGGCUGGUUCCCGGAUUACUGUGCGGUGCAGGUCACCAAUGAGUACGUCCAGAGAAAACACCUCAGGCAGCGCUACCAUGUUUUACAGACUGCCAACCGCAUCCUGAACAGAAGGCACACUGUUCCCCAGGCAACUGCCUGCUUCAGAUAGACAGGUCUUUCUGAACGAGGUCUGUAUCUCAAAUGGCACCCUAUCUAUCCCUUAUAUCAGGACGGUCACAAUGAUUAGACGGUUGAUGAACUGAAUUAGGUUUGUUUCAAAUGGGGUUGGAGUGUAAACCUACAGGAUGGUAGCUCUCUAGGAACAGGGUUGGAGAGCCCUGGUGUAAACCUACAGGAUGGUAGCUCUCUAGGAACAGGGUUGGAGAGCCCUGGUGUAA
Molecule: messenger RNA, 2668 nt
Organism: Oncorhynchus gorbuscha (pink salmon)
Lineage: Eukaryota; Metazoa; Chordata; Actinopteri; Salmoniformes; Salmonidae
Product: ephexin-1
Exons: 13
Coding region: 406-2439 (677 amino acids)
Biological process (GO): activation of GTPase activity
Molecular function (GO): guanyl-nucleotide exchange factor activity; protein binding
Source: RefSeq, a predicted model, not a curated record